This is a messenger RNA of Anopheles maculipalpis, 537 nucleotides long. Its product is annotated as vitelline membrane protein 15a-2-like. Lineage: Eukaryota; Metazoa; Arthropoda; Insecta; Diptera; Culicidae. The transcript has a single exon. Bases 111 to 536 code for a protein of 141 amino acids. The record is from RefSeq and is a predicted model, not a curated record.
GCUGGCCGGUGGUACAGUAUCAGUCAACGUUUUGUUCUCACUAUCGAACAGUGUUCUUUAGCCAGUGUCACUUCAAGACCUCAUCACCACCACCAACAAAAACCAGCACCAUGAACUCCAUCGUUGCAGCAGUCAUCCUUUCCGUCGUCGUCGUUGGUGCCAUGGCCGACUACCCGGCCCCGGCCAAGUACGAAGCACCGGCCAAGGGAGGAUACCACGUACCCGCCCACGGCUACGGCCAUGCCCCCGCAUCCCACCACGGUGGAUACGCUCACCAUUCGGCCCCGGUUGUCCACGCUUACGCCGCCAAGGCUCCGCAUGUCAAGUGCGGCGCUAACCUGCUGGUCGGCUGCGCACCCAACGUAGCCCAUGUGCCAUGCGUCCCAGCUCACCACGGUGGAUACGCCGCGCCCGCCCACCAUGCCGCCCCGGCCCACUACGCUGCCCCGGCCGCCCACCACGCAUACGCCCCAGCCCAUGGAUACCGUUCCUUCUCCGAGGCUGACCAGGCAUCCGCCUUCGAUCUGGAGGACUAAG